Molecule: messenger RNA, 1659 nt
Organism: Pseudoliparis swirei
Lineage: Eukaryota; Metazoa; Chordata; Actinopteri; Perciformes; Liparidae
Gene: enkur
Product: enkurin, TRPC channel interacting protein
Exons: 5
Coding region: 467-1177 (236 amino acids)
Cellular component (GO): acrosomal vesicle
Molecular function (GO): calmodulin binding
Source: RefSeq, a predicted model, not a curated record
AAAUAACUUAAACAUGUCUGGAGUCGUGUAUCCACCAGAGAGCGUCUACAAUCUGAUCCCAACGGAAGAGGUUCAUACUCAAACCUCGCAAAGGUAACGUCAGCGUGACUAUCGUUAAAUAACGUAAGCUCGUCACGUUCACCUUGCUAACUACCUAGGUUAGCUAGUCUACUCGGGUUACCUAGCAACUAACCUAGUCAGUAACUAGUGUCCAAGGUUUUGCCCAAACUAUAAUAAGACAUAGAAAGCAAAGUAUGACAUUUUACUUGUGAUUUUGUAUUCUAUUUAGUGUGUCUACUAUUUGGACCUUGAGUCUGAAAUAAAAGUCUGAUUGAUAGAUUAUGACCUCAAGUCUAGCUUUGGAAUUUGGCCCCACAUUGUAACCUGUAGCAUAGCAAACCAUUUUGGUGAUGAAAUUGGUUGGUAACUGCAAAUAAUUAUAUAGUAUGGUGAAAAAUGCCCUGAGAUGGUGAUUUGGCACUGGAUAAACAGGUACAUGUCCAAGUAUAGGCCGACAGUUGUUCUUGAGAAAAAGUUAACGAAGGAUGCAAUGAAGACGAUGGGGCCAGCGAAAGUAGAGGUUCCAUCCCCAGAGAGAUUCCUCAAGAAGCAUUCCAAAGAGCCCAAAUUGCCCCAAAAAACGCUGUGUUCCAAAGACGUGCGUCACACCUGCACCGUGAAGAAAGCAGCGGUUCCCUUGAAGACGGACAUCCCGCCCAUGGGCAUCCACACCACGAGAGACUUCAUAAGGACGGCCACGGCGGUGCCCAUGAAGCCCCGGCCGACCUGCGUGGACACCCGGAACGGACACAAGCAGCUCCUUGAGAACUCAGGACUCGUCCCCAAAUACAUCAAGAAGAAGCAAUACGGAGAAGUACCCGAGUACCUGCAGCAGCGCAAUGACAAAGAGCGGAGGGAGCAGGAGGAGCUCCACGACCUCCUGACAGAACAGCGGCAGCAGGGAGCCAUGAAGCACCUGACGGAGGAGGAGCGGCGAGCCACGCUCGAGGGCCUGAAGAAGUCGUGGGAUAAGCUGCACCACCAGUACCAGAGCCUCUCGUUCGUCACGGACAACCUGUCCAAGAAAGCCCACAGGGACCAACUGGAGCUGCAGCUGCAGCAGCUGGAGAGCGACAUCAACCUCUUCGAGAGGUUCAAGACCAUCUACAUACAGUAACCGGACAUUAAACACUGGAGUCAGUCGGCUGUGCGGUGCCCUGUGUGUGUCUCGAGAAAGAAAACACCACACACACACACACACUCCAAAUGUCACAUGAGCUAAACAGACGUCUGUCUACUCGCAUAUUCUCUCUGUCACAUGAACAAUGGAACAAAGAUGAAACUGUGAAGCCCAGCGAACUACAAAUUAAGGAAUUAUGCAGAAUGACCGUGUGAAUUCAUAAGCAUUCAAAAGCAUUUCUCGGUGGACUAUUGGCAUUCUUUGGAGGGAGAAAUGUGUAUUUUUUUGUUGUACUGUUUCUCAUUUUAAAGGCAAAAAAAAGUGUAGCUCCACAACUCUAUAUACAUCUUAGAAAUAUUACAUCUUAAAUCAAAAAAUAAAUGUAUCUUUAUCCCUUUUUUUCUUUCUUUUCACCUUCUCACUGAUUUUUUUGUUGUUGGAAGGAACAACUUUAAAAAUCAAUUGAAUUAAAACUGAAU